Babjeviella inositovora NRRL Y-12698 is the source of this 410-nucleotide messenger RNA. RefSeq lists its product as uncharacterized. The record is from RefSeq and is a predicted model, not a curated record. Lineage: Eukaryota; Fungi; Ascomycota; Pichiomycetes; Serinales. The transcript has a single exon. Bases 76 to 327 code for a protein of 83 amino acids.
CGUCGUUUUUGUAAUGUAUACCUCGUAUUUAUGCUUCAAAAUUUUUAGUAGAAACUAUUUAUACCAGUUUAUAAAAUGAUUAACUCCAAGGAAGGAAUAGAGCCCAGGCUUGUCAUUACUUAUGCUUGUCUAGGCUCCAAACUAUACCGCUCUUUGGUCACGCGACCAACCUUGUUUAGCAACACUAUCUGCUACUACAGAAUAACUCUAAACUCUCAGAAAUGCCACUUUUGUGCUUCAAAUGUGUGUUUAUCAAAAACAGACGUGUAUUUGUAUGUGAUCAGGUCUGCUAAACUAGGAGGCACUCAGCUUUUAUGUCAGCACUGACCGGGGGGUAUAUCCUUAAUUACCUCCUGGAAGUAUGGACAGCAAUCCUGUAACUGAGGCAUGGGAAAGAUACACGGAACAAG